Messenger RNA from Bolinopsis microptera, 2711 nucleotides. RefSeq names its product zinc finger protein 43-like. The record is from RefSeq and is a predicted model, not a curated record. The coding region runs from base 22 to 1134 and encodes 370 amino acids. NCBI's taxonomy places the organism in Eukaryota, Metazoa, Ctenophora, Tentaculata, Lobata, Bolinopsidae. Gene Ontology annotation, cellular component: chromosome. Gene Ontology annotation, biological process: regulation of transcription by RNA polymerase II. Gene Ontology annotation, molecular function: chromatin insulator sequence binding. The transcript has a single exon.
AUCAAAUAUUUUCCAGGAGAAAUGUCGAGUACUUUUAUGAAAGAAGAAUCAAAAGACUUAUUCUAUGGUCAGUUUGAGAAUGUGAAGUCUGAGAAGUUGGAGUAUGUUUACGAAAGUAUGCCAAUCACCCUUGUUCCGGACAGUGUUCCAGGUGAUCACAUUCCAUUAACUCUGUCUAUAGACUAUGCGCCUAGAGAGGGUUCCUCCACUGAAAUGUAUGUUGAAAAACGGUUUGAUUGCAAUCUUUGUGACAAAUCAUUUAAAUACAAGCAUGGUUUAACUGACCACAUGAAACGAAAACACGAGGGAACGUCCGUUGUUGUAGACUUUGGUUGUAAUUAUUGCCAGAAGUCGUUUGCAAGCAGUGCAGCGCUGCACCGGCACACUCUUACUCAUACCAAUCAGCAGAUCCCCUGCAGGAAGGAAGGGUGCGGUCAAGUGUUUGCAUCUGAGAGCGACAUGAGACAGCACAUCGAGCAGGAGCACCUUGACAAGAAGUUCAGUUGUCGUGUCUGCAGCAAGAUGUUCACCAGAGUCUCCAAUCUCAACAGACACAUGAAACUUCAUCAGAACAUACGAGAGUUCCCAUGUACAUUGUGCGGUAAAGAGUUCACACAGCGAGUCCACCGUGACAAACACAUGAUGAUACACUUCAGAUCCUCGAACCAAUGUCCAAAAUGUUCCGCUGUUUACACAAAACUCAAAUAUUUCAACAAUCACGUGACCAAUGUAUGUUACAGUCACACCACAGUCUACAACCCUCCAACUCUAGCUGAGAAACUGACCACAAAAGUCCAGAUUACCGAGCCAGUUCCCUACAAAGUUCCCUACAAAGUUCCCUACAAAGUUCCCUACACCACAUACGCAACACACACCUCAAUACCCUUUCCCCCCACUAAUUACACGAUGAUGUGUCCCAUAUGUAUGGCCUUUCAGCAGGAUUUAAAGCGGUUACGGGGGCACAUCAUCAACGUUCAUCAUGUGGACAACAUUUGCCCGCAGUGCAAUACCAAACACAACGAUUUCAAUGAGUUUGUAACACACCUGCGGGAGUGUUAUGUAGAGGAUAAGGAAUCUUCGACCAUGCUCACUGACUUUGCUAACUCUCUUCUGGAUAGCUUCCAGUUUCAUUGAAACUUUUACCUUGUAGCUAUUAUAUAUUUGUGUAAGUAAAUGUCACUAUAUGUUUUAUUUUAUGAAGCUGGUCCAUGUCCAUACACCGUGGAACACAUACCUUGUUAUAUGUUUUAUUCUUUAUUUAACGAAAUGAUUUUCACAAUAGUUUAUUUGAUUGAAGCAUUUCUUGCUAUAUAUUUUUAUUUUCAGGAUUCUGUCCUGGUAUUGUUUUAUAUUUCUUUUACAGCUAUCAUAGCAGAUCAAGGUAGGCUUAUGUGUACAGAUUUAUCAUUUAAAGAUGAACAGGUAUCAUCUUGUGUAGAACAUGUAUUGUGCACUGUAUUAUUUGAUUUAUAUUUAAUUGGAGCAUUUCCUGUGUGCUUUCGUGAUGUAAUGCAUCUCGUUCAAAGUUUUUUUCCUGUUUAAUACAGAAGAUGGUAUCUUAUCAUACAAAUUACUUUGAGAAUACAUGCUGGCUUCGUAGUUCUGCUAACGUCUCCUGAAUUAUUGGUUUACGAAAGAAUCUCUUUUAGUGCCACUUUUAGGCAAGUAUCAGAUAUUUGAUUUUAGGGGCUUAUAUUUCAGAGAAUCUGAUUUCUAAACGUUAAAAAUGUAUCAUAUUUGUAAUAUGAGCUGAUUCAUUUCAAGUUACUAGAUUGUGAAACUGCUCUAAGUAUGAAUUGCAGCAUCUCAUCUCUCAUCCAUAUCAUUUGGUUCUCACAACUUCAAUGCAAGCUAACUAUGUCCAUCUGGUCUUUGUGAAGGUACAACAAAGUUCUCAACUUAAGAUAUAAUAUCAAUUAAAUAAUGAUAUGAUAGUCUAGCGAUGUAUUUGAUUCGUGGCCUUCGUUGUUAUACUAUCAUGUAGCCUCAUCAUAGAUUUUAUGUGAUUUGUUAUUUGACCAAGAUUUAUCAUUAUUUUACCUAGAAUAUAUAAAUUAUUGAACUCUGCUCGACAAAUUCAGCAACGUUUUCGUCCAUGGGCGGUAUUCUAAGUCCCGUUUCAGGGAUAUCUUUCGUGUUUUGUUACAUUUAAGUUGAUCUGAAAAAGUAGCUAGUCAUUUGCAAGAUGAGUAGCUCCGAAAAUGUUGCUGUAUUGAGCAUUUUAAUUUACUGUGAUUAUUUUUAACUGUCCCUUGGUUACCCAUAUAAUUGAUAUUUGUUGGAUGUUUUUUAGAUCAGCGUUACGUGUAUGAUGUUUAGAAUAUGUAGCUUUUUAGUCAUUUAUCCUUAUCAUGAAUUUACAUUACGAGAUUUCUCUGAUGACACUCUUGCAGAAAUUUCAAGGCACGGUUUUUAAUUUCAUGCUGGCUUUUGAUUAAAUCCGUAUCAAAAUAAUUAUAAUAGAAUGAUGUCUAAAACCUUACAUAUUUAUUAUUUCCAUGGAAAAUACAUACUCGAUAAUGAUAUAAUAUAUUUGACGCUGUGUAGCUGACAUUGUCUAUUUUAUUUGUGGCAACUGAUGUCUGAUUUUAUGAUGUAGGGUUCUUAUUAAGAUUUGUAGUUUAUGUUCACUAUUUGUGAUUAAACAUCCUCAUUCGAUUGAAAUUUCCCUUGACAAUUAUUUAAUUUAAUAUCGUAUUUAACUACGCUAU